This is a messenger RNA of Dermatophagoides farinae (American house dust mite), 1435 nucleotides long. It is a transcript of the gene Fnta, whose product is annotated as farnesyl transferase alpha. Gene Ontology annotation, molecular function: protein farnesyltransferase activity; CAAX-protein geranylgeranyltransferase activity. The record is from RefSeq and is a predicted model, not a curated record. Lineage: Eukaryota; Metazoa; Arthropoda; Arachnida; Sarcoptiformes; Pyroglyphidae. Gene Ontology annotation, cellular component: cytoplasm; protein farnesyltransferase complex; CAAX-protein geranylgeranyltransferase complex. Gene Ontology annotation, biological process: protein geranylgeranylation; protein farnesylation.
CAUGAUUACUUCAUAGAGGAUGUUACGGUAAAUUUUCCAAUUCAUUUGUUUGUUUGUUUAUUUUAUUUUACUCGGAUGUUUCCACACAACCACACACCAAUAUCAAACAACAACGAAAAUCGUAUUGAAAAUUUGAACAAUUAAGAGAAAAAUAUCAAUGGCCACAUUUACCAUAUUGAAUCCAAGUCAAAUUAAUGCCGAUGAUUCAUCCGAUGAUGAUGAUGAUGAUUAUGGUGCCAGUGAUUUUAUCAUGUAUAAAGAUCGUCAAGAAUGGUCAGAUGUUAUACCAUUGAAACAGAAUGAUGGCCAUCAUCCAAUUGUAUCGAUUAGUUAUUUACCACAAUAUGAAGAUACUUUCAAUUAUUUUCGUGCCAUAAUGGCUAUGGAAGAGAUUAGUGAACGUGCAUUACAACUUACUAAUGAUUGUGUUCGUUUCAAUGCAACCAAUUAUACUGUAUGGCAUUAUCGUCGUGUAUUGUUGGAACGAUUGGAAAAAAAUCUAAUCGAUGAAUUGAAUUAUAUUCAUGGCAUUAUAAUGAAGAAUCCAAAAAAUUAUCAAGUUUGGGAACAUGAAAAAUUUUUGCUACGAAAAAUUCGUGAAAAAAUCGAACACAAUGAAUUCGAUGGAAAACUGACGGUGGAAGAUGUUGGUGAAAAAUUCAAACAAUUUAUCCAUAAAAUUCUUCAUAAUAAUGAUUCAAAAAAUUAUCAUGCAUGGCAACAACGACAAUGGUUCAUACGUGAUUGGCAACAAUUUGAUGGUGAAUUAGAAUUCACUGAUCAAAUGAUUGAUCAUGAUAUAAGAAAUAAUUCAGCAUGGAAUCAUCGAUUUUUUGUCAUCAAAUAUACAACCGGUUUUUCAUCCAAUGUGAUUGAACGUGAAUGUCGUUAUACAAUGGAAAAAAAUCAUUUAGCACCGAAUAAUGAAUCUAGUUGGAAUUAUUUACUUGGCAUUAUGAAACAAUCUGAUUGGAAAAUUGAUUCAUUCGAAUGGAUUUGGAAUGAAUGUCAAACAUUGUACAACGAUGACAACAACAACAACAACAACAAUGAUGAUGGUGAUGAAACCGUUAACGAUUCAAAAACAAAACAACGUUCACCACAUUUAGUUUAUUUCAUGUUUCGUUAUAUUUCAAUGAAAUUAGAAUCAUUAAUCGAAAAUGAUUCUGAUGGUGAUACAACAAUGAAAUCAAUGUAUUCAGAAGCGGAAAAAUAUUGUAAAGAAUUGGCCGAAUCAAUCGAUACCAUACGAAAACAUUAUUGGAAUUAUCAAUUGCAGCAAUUGCAAAAAUUCUAUGGAUCAUAAAAACAUUCUCUCUCAAAAAAAAACAUUGUUUUUCAAUUUACAUUUUUGAUGAGAUUUUCUUUUUCUUACUGAUGAAUAAAAAAAAAAUUCCAAACACAACAAUCCGAUUAAAACAUUCAAUUCUAAUAA